GCAGGCAGCGGCAUUGCUGCGCUUGCGCGGGGGAGGAGGCGGGGGCAGCCGGCCGAAGGCGCCACGACAGCAGCCGCAGCAGCCGCUCCUUCCGCCAUGUCUGGGGUGCAGCGCAUGAAAGUGGCCAACGAGAGGCACAGCAAGAGCAUCACGCAGAGGGGGGGGCUCCAUCGGGCCCCGACACCCCAAGAGGAAAAAGCCCCCGUCGGCCCUUGGCUCUUGGCACUCUUUGUCUUCGUGGUCUGUGGAUCAGCCAUCUUCCAGAUCCUCCAGAGCAUUCGACUUGGAGGUUAAUGGGGAGAAGACGUAUAUUUAUCCUGCUGCUACCACCAAUCCUCCUCUCAGGGAAUUGUGGAAUAUUUUCUGGACCCACCCACCAGUUUACAGCCAUGACAGUCUUCCUCUGUCUGCUUCCAAGAACCAUAGCUCUCCCACCCCUCCUGCGACCUCUGCCAAGCCUCCUUCGCUCUCUCUCUCUUGUCUCUUGAGCUAUUGACCACUUCUGAGGGACGCUGGACUGAACCGGGGGUGCUUCACUUUUGUCUGCCAGCAACAUGCGAUAGGGAAGCCUACCCAGGGUGGGGCGUUUUCCCAUGGAACUUAAGCAAUAUAUUACAAUUGCUUGUCCUGUGUUUACAGCUAGAUUGCAGUGUUUGGGAUGGGAGGUGCACAACUGAGAUGUUUGUUCUGGUUCCCUCUUCCUCUCAGUUUGUGGUAAACCUGCAGUUAUUCUCCCUAACCAUUCCGGUUGAGCCGCGGAAUAAAAAAUUUACUAUGUUGGAAUCUUUGCCACAAAAGAAAUGGCAAAUUUCUUAAUAAAGAGAUGUCACCAUAA
This is a messenger RNA of Rhineura floridana, 835 nucleotides long. Its product is annotated as stress-associated endoplasmic reticulum protein 2-like. Gene Ontology annotation, biological process: endoplasmic reticulum unfolded protein response. The transcript has 3 exons. Bases 97 to 294 code for a protein of 65 amino acids. The record is from RefSeq and is a predicted model, not a curated record. NCBI's taxonomy places the organism in Eukaryota, Metazoa, Chordata, Lepidosauria, Squamata, Rhineuridae. Gene Ontology annotation, cellular component: endoplasmic reticulum.